Molecule: messenger RNA, 1014 nt
Organism: Melitaea cinxia (Glanville fritillary)
Lineage: Eukaryota; Metazoa; Arthropoda; Insecta; Lepidoptera; Nymphalidae
Product: 17-beta-hydroxysteroid dehydrogenase 13-like
Exons: 6
Coding region: 1-1014 (337 amino acids)
Cellular component (GO): lipid droplet
Molecular function (GO): oxidoreductase activity, acting on the CH-OH group of donors, NAD or NADP as acceptor
Source: RefSeq, a predicted model, not a curated record
AUGCAGAAAAAGAAUAUAUUUUCGCGUAUAAUCGGCGCUUUAGCUAGAAAGUUUCGGGUAUUUCAAGAAAUAUGGUUAUUCCCUUGGUUUGGGAAGCGUAAGUUGUCAGCAGUACCACUUUGGACUCUUGAUACCUUUGUACUCAUUCUCAAAUUAUGUUCUACGAGUAUAAUGGCUGUUGCACGGACACUUUUACCAGAAACAAAGAAGUCUUUAUAUGGGGAAACCAUACUGGUAACUGGUGCGGGUUCUGGAAUAGGAAGGGAACUCGCGAUUCAAUUCGCUGAACUUGGAGCUACAGUUGUAUGUUGGGAUAAAGAUGCUAGAAGGAAUAAUACUGUCGUCGAUGAAAUCAGGAAAAAAGAUGGAGAUAGUUUUGGAUACACAGUAGAUGUUACUAUACGUGAACAAGUCUCGUCGGUAGCAGCUAGUAUCCGGCGACUAGCAGACGUGACUAUGGUAGUCAGCAAUGCAGGCGAGUUGACUUGUGCGCCACUAACGCGCUUAAGUCCGGAAUAUGUCGCAAAACUUAUUGAAGUAAACUUGUUGGCACACAUAUUGGUAAUUCGUGCGUUUUUGCCGAGUAUGAUAGAACGCCGGUAUGGUCAUAUUGUAGCUAUUAAUUCCAGUUCUGGUCUAAUGCCCUGUGCGGAUAUGACACCUUACUGUGCUGCUAAGUCUGGAUUAAAAGGUUUUAUGGACUCGCUCAGCGAAGAGCUCCGCCUGGACACGUGGACAGACAAUAUCAACACCACUUCAGUGUACUUGGGCACUGUGGCCACUGGUCUAUACCCGACGCCGAACCACCGCUUCGUAUCCUGGUAUUCUGAUAUACCUGCCAAGGAGGCUGCCAGGAUUAUUAUAGAAGGAAUACGAAAAAACAAAAAAUGCAUUUGCAUACCAUCAUAUGUGAAGUUUCUAACAGAUCUGUACAACCUUAUGCCGUACAGAAUAAGGAUUGUUUUAAUCGAUUUCUUUAAUUUUGGACAUAGGGGUUGGUUCUGUUUUUGCUAA